Molecule: messenger RNA, 585 nt
Organism: Thelazia callipaeda (thelaziosis nematode)
Lineage: Eukaryota; Metazoa; Nematoda; Chromadorea; Rhabditida; Thelaziidae
Source: the annotation of a GenBank genome assembly
AUGAUAUUUCAGGUAACAGAGAAAUCAACUAAAACCGAUAAAAUGAUCGUUCGUGGUUAUGCUCGUUGUGACUAUCAUGGAGAUAUAUUGUUUGAAAGUGAAAAUGAAUUGGGAAAGAAUUUCGGGCUGGAAUGUGUCGGCGGUGGUCGAAUUAAACAUGAUGCAAAAAACAGUUCUAUAUUGGUGUAUGGCUACUCUCAGCCGAAUUACCCGGUGGUUAGAGUUACGUUGGAUAUGUCGUUAGAUGAUAUUCCGGAUGUGAAUAUAGACCCAAGUGGUGUGUUUAAGUACAUUGUAGUCAGGGUUACAUCAAAAUCAACUAGUAAAGAAAAAUUGAUUGUACGAGGAUUUACGAGCUGCAAAUGGCAUAAAAAUAUAUUGCAGCUUACUGAGAAAGAAAUCGGCAACUCUUUUUCAUUAAAGUGUGUUGGUGGUGGCCGAAUAAGACAUGAGUCUGAAAAAAGAAAACUUUUUGUGUACGGAUAUUCUCAGAGAUAUGGUCCAGCAAAACAUGAAUUAACUGUGAGUUUACUAAAGAAAAGAUAUCCUGAUUAUGACAUUACGUUUUCAUACGAAGGCUACUGA